CAAUAAACAAAAAUUUAGAAGAAGAAGAAGAAAAAAAAAAGAAGUGAAUUCUGAUGUAAUGGUGUUUUUGUCACACUAAGGUUAUGACACAUCCUAUUUCGCUUUAAUCUUGUCAGGAGAGUGUGAUAGUGGUGAUAGUUCAUUCUCAGUAUGGAUUUGUCUAAGAGGAUUUUCUACGUCAUGAUUCAUGAUGUAGUUUUCAAAGUGCCUCGAGAAGGAGUUGAUUCCAAAAAAAAUGAAGAACCAUGAUCAUUGGCCAAUGAUUAUGAAUCUGAAGUGUUGACUUUAAUGUCGGGCGCAAUCGGAGCCCCACAAAAACAAUGUCUCUCAUUAGAAUGAGAAUGAAGUCUUGAAAAAAAAAAAAAUGUGGAGUGAUUCGCGAGUGAAAAGCCGACAAUUAUUAUCAUCCAAGAUGAAUUCGGACGAUUCAAUGAUAUCUCAGGCGAGAUUCGCUGAUGAGAUUCUUGAGAAUCGUUGCUGCUACUGUCCUGGUGCUCUCAAUUCACUAUCAUCAUCAACAACAUCAUCAUCAACAACAACAUCAUCAUCAUCGACAUUAUCGUCGUCAUCAUCAUUAUCAACAUCAUCAUUAGCAUCAUUAGCAUCAUCAUUGUUAUCGGAGGCUUGCAAAAUAGCGGAAACAUUUUGUCAAGCCUGUCAACGACUCCAUAGUUUGCCAAUGGAGUCAGAUAAAGACUGUUGUAAGUGCCUGGACAAUCGGUUCAGACAUCGGGAUAUUUGUGCAUCGAGAACUAAUGUCGAGUGUUUAAAGGGACAUUGGUGUCGAAAUUGUGUGAACGUGGGUCGUUGUUUAAGAUGUGUUUCUAGUGUUGUGAGAUGGACCAGUGCCAAGAAAACUGUGCGAAGACUCAUUUGGCUGAUUGUUCCAUUAUUAUUGCUGACCUUCGUCUCGCCAAGUGUCGCUAAACUUCCGAAAACAGGUGGAAGGAACAAGUCGGGUGUGUGCCAAAGCAUAGACAUACGCAAUUCAGUUAGUGAAUUCAGCAGACUCCAAGGCUGUCGAGUGGUCGAAGGAUUCGUUCAAAUUUUACUGAUCGAUCAUGCGAACGACUCUGCCUUUUUGAAUCUUACGUUUCCAGAGCUGGUUGAAAUUACGGAAUACCUCGUGCUUUACAGAGUGAAUGGUCUACGAAGUGUGGGUCGACUUUUUCCAAAUUUGACAGUGAUACGCGGUAAUUCAUUGUUUAUCAAUUAUGCAUUGGUCACUUUUGAAAUGAUGCACCUCCAGGAAAUUGGUCUACAUUCUUUAACCGAUAUUUUAAGAGGUUCCGUUCGUUUCGAGAAGAAUCCAGCACUUUGUUACACAAACACUAUCGACUGGGAUAUCAUUGCCAAGAAUGGAAAAGGGGAGCACGUUAUUUCGGGAAACAAGCCGAGAAAUGGUUGUCCAAUUUGUGAGAAGAACUGCCCAAAAAGAGAGACGAACAAGAAUGAGCAUUUAUGCUGGAACAAAGAACACUGCCAAAAAACCUGUGACACAUGCGAAGGAGGAACGUGCACGUCAAACGGCGAAUGCUGUAAUCGAUCAUGUCUCGGCGGUUGUUCUGGACCAACUGCCAGUAAUUGUACAGUUUGCAGAAAUGUCAUGAUUGGAAAUACGUGUGUAGAUCGUUGUCCUGAAUCCACCUACGCAUUCAUGAAUUACAAAUGUAUCACUGAAAAUGAAUGUCGAGCUAUGAAGAAACCACGCGAGGCAUUAAACAUUCACAAGGACUAUCCAUAUAAACCAUUUCAAAAUGUUUGCCGUAUGGAUUGUCCCGUUGGCUAUAUGGAUGACGAAUCAUCAAAUAAUUUGACAACAUGCAAAAAAUGUAAUGGUCCCUGUCAAAAGGAAUGCGGUGGGGCAAAUAUUGACAGUAUUGCAUCAGCGCAAAGACUUCGCGGUUGUACACACAUAACAGGAAGUUUGGAAAUACAAAUUCGUGGCGGUAAAAAUAUCGUCAAAGAAAUGGAGGACAGUCUCAGUAUGAUCGAAGAAAUUGACGGUUAUUUAAAAGUCGUGCGAAGUUUCCCAUUGAUUUCCCUCAAUUUUCUCAAGAAUCUAAAAAUAAUUCGUGGCAAUUACGUUGAUAAUAAUGAGAAAUCAUUGAUUGUUCUUGAUAAUCAAAAUUUACAGGAACUAUGGGAUUGGAGUGCAAAUAAGACAAUUAAAAUUCUCUAUAAAAAUAGUCGACCGGGAAAAGUGUUUUUUCACUUUAAUCCAAAGCUGUGUUUGCAAAAAAUUGAGAAACUGAGGGAAGUUGCGCAAUUGGAGCCAUUCACUGAGGUGGAGGUUGCGCCGAAUAGUAAUGGAGAUAAAAAUGCCUGCAAUGUGACAUUGCUUGAGGUGAAGAUCGAUAAGAAGGGAUCAAAUGCGGCGCUGAUAAUAUGGGCGCCUUUUGAACAUCAUGAUCCACGAUCGCUAUUGGGCUAUGUGGUGUAUUUUAUUGAGGCACCAUUUCAAAAUGUCACCAUGUACGAUGGACGUGAUGCUUGCGGUGGCGAUGGAUGGAAGGUCGACGACGUCUCACCAACUGAAUCAUAUUCGCAUGGCUUUAAAAAUAAUACGGAAGUUGUUGAAUUUUUGACGCAUAUUCUCACUAAAUUGAAACCGUACACGCAGUAUGCGUUUUAUAUCAAGACUUAUACGAUUGCGACUGAACGUUCGGGUGCGCAGAGUGAAAUUACGUAUUUUACGACACUACCAGGCGCUCCUAGUGUACCGCAAAAAUUAUCGACGUACAGCAAUGACAGCGAUGUUUUGAUUAUGACUUGGCAUCCACCAGCUGAGAGGAAUGGAAAUUUGACUCAUUAUCGUAUUGUCGGUCGAUAUGAACCUGACGAUUCGCUUUUUCUGGAACAACGGAAUUAUUGCGAAGAACCACUAUCGGCACCUGAGAAAAGACCAGCGAAGGCAGUAUUGAUAGAUGAGGAGAAUAAAAAAGUCGAGGCUGAUAAACAAAGUGUCACUAAACCGGAUGCCGAUACCUGCGAUUGUUCAAGUAGCGAAGUUGAUUCUUCGACACGCGAAAAAGAUGCCACCAGUUCCAUUGCAUUUGAAGAUGCCCUUCAUAAUCAGGUUUAUGUCAAGAGGCCAACAUCACGUAGACGACGAGACGUCACCGGAACAAUGACUGAAGAAAUUUCAUUCCAAAAACGCGACAUUUCCAGCGAAACUAAGGACAAGGACGCGGGACAAAAAAAGAAAUCGUCGAAAGAUGGGAAUAUAAAAAAUUACACAAUUUUAAAGGAGGAACCAAUUCCGUCCGAUGCAAUGGAGGAUGGAAAAAUUCUGAAAUUCGAGAGGAGAAUUCCAACGACAAAUUAUACCACUGGUCCUAUUACAUUUGUUAUAAAUGGUCUUCGGCAUUUCACAGUCUACAAUAUUGAAAUUCAAGCCUGCCGUGAAAUAACAUCAAACGACAGAUCAAUAAAUGAUUAUUGUUCAACAAAAAGUAUGAAGACUUAUCGAACAAUGGCACUGGAUUGCGCUGAUGAUAUUCCAGCGGACAGUUUUAAAGUAACUUCAACGACAAACAAAGACAAUGCAAGUCUUCCAUCGCCCGAAGUCAAACUCGAAUGGGACGAGCCACAAAAACCAAACGGUCUCAUCGUCACCUAUCAAAUUGAAUACAAAAAUCGCGAUAUACAAAACAUAAAACCAACGACAAUUUGUUUAACGAGAAAAGACUUUAUUCGAAAUAAAUUUUAUACACUGAAGGAUUUACCUGCCGGAAAUUAUACAAUAAAAGCGCGUGCAGUGAGUUUAGCUGGCUAUGGAAAUUAUACGCAUGAGAAAAUUGUCUAUAUUAAUGAAUACAAUAGUUAUGGGAAAUUUUGGAUAAUAUUUUGGAUUAUAUUUAUAAUUGUUAUAAUGAGUCUAUCAGGAUGUUCGGUUUAUGCGUGUAAGAGAAAAAUGCGCAACGUUCCUAGUAUGAGAUUAAUUGCAACUGUUAAUCCUGAAUACGUGAGCACUGUUUACAUUCCUGAUGAAUGGGAAAUUGCACGUGAGAAAGUUGAAUUACACGUAAAUAAACCAAUUGGUAAUGGAUCAUUUGGAAUGGUACACGAAGGAAUAGCAUUUGAUGUUGUUAAAGGAAAGCAUGAGGUUCGCUGUGCUAUUAAGACUGUCAAUGAUAAAGCAACCGAUCGAGAGCGCAUUGAAUUCCUUAAUGAAGCCUCAGUAAUGAAAGCCUUUAAUACUCAUCACGUUGUGAAAUUAUUGGGAGUCGUUUCGCGCGGUCUACCAACGUGGGUCGUUAUGGAGCUAAUGGUUAAUGGCGAUUUAAAGGAAUAUUUGAGAAAUCAUCGACCCGAUGCGUGUGAAGAUCCAACCGUAAAGCCACCGACAUUGAAGAGAAUUUUACGAAUGGCAGUGGAAAUUGCCGAUGGAAUGGCAUAUCUUUCAGCUAAAAAAUUUGUUCAUCGCGAUUUAGCGGCGCGCAAUUGUAUGGUUGCUGAAGAUUUAACAGUGAAAAUUGGCGAUUUUGGAAUGACACGUGAUAUUUAUGAGACCGAUUAUUAUCGUAAGGGUACAAAGGGUCUUUUACCAGUCAGAUGGAUGGCGCCCGAGAGUUUAAAGGAUGGUGUUUUUACCAGUUUCUCGGACGUUUGGAGUUAUGGUGUUGUUCUAUGGGAAAUGGUUACACUCGCUUUACAACCCUAUCAAGGUUUAUCCAACGAUCAGACUUUGCGUUAUGUAAUUGAUGGUGGAGUAAUGGAGAAGCCGGAAAAUUGUCCGAAAUUCCUUUAUCAAUUAAUGAGAAGAACUUGGUGCUACAAAUCGAAUGGCAGGCCCACAUUUAUUGAUAUUGUCAAAGUUUUUUUAUACUUUACGGACGAGGAUUUUCAUGACGUUAGCUUUUUUCAUUCACCAGAAGGAGCUGAUGCUGUGGCUCACAACGCUUCCGUCUCCUCAUACACCGAAGAAGACAUCAAAGAGAUACUCAAAGAGAUAUUAGAGGGGGAGGAAAUAAUUGAUGGCGAGGAUUCACCUCUACGUCAAGAUUUUGGGGAUUUUGGUGAUUUUGCUGAUUUUAUGCCACUCAGUUUGAAGAGAAAUUCAUCGCCAAGAUAUGCAUUGGAUCUUUAUAGUAAUGGUUCGAAAUUUUCAAAUUUUCACGAUUAUAAUACAUCGAAAGUGCCGCAAAAAGCUGGUUUCGAUGAUUUCGAUGGGGUUUCCGUUGAAUCUAAUGAAAUAUCAAGUAAAGAUACAUUAAAUUUACCAUUCGCUGAAGAUAGUGUGAAAUCAGUUAAAAAUUCACCGUACGCACAAAAUAAAAGUUUAUCGCGCGACAGUAUGAGCGGUGAAUCGUCAUUGGCAAAGUCUGUGAGUCCACAAAAUUCAGCUCAAAAAUCAUUUAUCGAUAGUCCAAGUCCAUCGAAAACAUCGCGCGCCGAUCCCGAUUAUGAAAAUCGUAGUCCCGAAAUUAUUCAAUUAAAUACAAAAAUUGAUAAAGGACCAUUGCGCAUGAAUUUUUCGUCAUUAAAUACAAUUGAUAUUGAGACAAAUGAUAAUAAUGAUAAGGAGAAAAAGCGUCAAUCGGAUUAUAGAAAUCGUAACGAAACACUAAAUAACGGUUAUAUUGGUAACGCGACCACGUAGUUUAUUUUUUUCUCACAAAAUUGCCCACAGUCACAGGGCAAUUUUUAUAUACGAAAAAACUGAAAUCCCUCCUUAAAAUACUUUUCCGUGUAUAGGGGAUAAAUUCUUUCAUUGUUUUCCUUUUUUUUUACAUAAAACAGAGAAUGAAAGUUUUUUUUAAAGAUAUAACACUAUAAUCUUAAAAAAAAUCUCUAAGGUAAAUUUUACACUUUUAGACUGUAAUUGUAAAAGCGAUAAUCGAAUAUUUCGAUUUAUUAUAAAAAAAGAUUCGAUAUUCCUUAUUCCUUAAACGGGUGUAGAAAAAAAUGCGUCUGAAUUCCGUCUCCCCUGAUUGUAGAGAUAAAAAAACAGAAAACUUUUUGCUGCGUAUGUACAGAUUCUUUUUUAUCUCGCGAUGCGUGUCCACAAAAAAAAAUUGCGAGUAAAUUAUAAUCGCGAAAAAAAACUCGUACCAAAUAGAAUUUUUUUAUUAUCACAAAAAAGUGGACAGUAUUAUAAAAUGCAUGUCGUGGCAAACCAUCUUGACCUAUCUAGUAUUUAAGUCAAUAUCAAAGAUUGAACUUGAUUAAUUGUAAUAUAAAAAAGUAAAGAAAUAUUAACUGAAAAUACAUCUCCGGCUUCCCAAGACGCGAUACUCGUCGCUCGAAUUGUUCAUAUGAAAAUGAGAAAAAAAAUGAAUGAAUGAAUGAAUAACAAAAAAAGAAAAACAAGCGUUUAUAAAUUCAAAAAAUGGUGAUUAUUUCAAUUGACAAUCCAUCUGUUUGAAAGUUUUAACUGAAAUGUCGUCAACGAUCGAAGAAUUAAAGAAAAAUUCGUUAACAUUUUUUUUUUUACUUUGCGAAAGACAAAAAUUAAUUAAAAUUACUCAUUUGUUGAUAUUUUAUUGAAUCGAGUAAUCAGCUGAUCAAUCGAGUAAUUUAUUAUUUAAAUAUUAUUUAGUAUUUAAAUAAUAAUUAGUAGCAAAUUAAUAUUCAGUGUUAAUUUAGU
Molecule: messenger RNA, 6592 nt
Organism: Leptopilina heterotoma
Lineage: Eukaryota; Metazoa; Arthropoda; Insecta; Hymenoptera; Figitidae
Gene: InR-2
Product: insulin-like receptor
Exons: 14
Coding region: 365-5605 (1746 amino acids)
Biological process (GO): multicellular organism development; cell surface receptor protein tyrosine kinase signaling pathway; glucose homeostasis
Cellular component (GO): axon; insulin receptor complex; membrane
Molecular function (GO): insulin receptor substrate binding; ATP binding; insulin receptor activity
Source: RefSeq, a predicted model, not a curated record